AUUUCACAAAUAUGAUAAAUCAUGUUCUAUCACCAUAUAGGCCCCAAUCGAGGGGGUAAAAGAUAGUUUAGCGCCUCGGCCCCAAUGGAUGAAAUAAUAAUAUUAUUUUUUUUCUUUAACAUGCACAGGAGAAAACUCUACGCCCGAAAUCUACGGAAUAUUUCAAGGGUAACGUCCCGUACUUUCUUCCCGCGAGAGUUACCUAUCCUGGUAUGUUGACAAACAAACAACAGAGGAACAGAAUGGAAAUGCAAAGUCUGUAUUCACUCCGGGAAACGAAUCCGCUUGAACCGUAACUUCUAGCCAAAGCUAUUUUUGGGAAGAAAGAAAAAAUGUGGCUUGAUUGAUUGAACACGUCGGUCCUUUUCUGAUUUGACUGGUUUGAGAACUCUUUGAACAUGCUAGUUCAUGACUGGUUACAGACCUCUGAGGGAGCAGAGAUAUUGCGAUCUAUUUCAUCAGCUGAUGGAAGUCGCCUCCGAUCAUAUGGCUUGUUGGAGCGGCCUGUUCUCCCUGCCAGUGCCUCCAUGGAAGAUGCCCACUACAAGCUGGUGGUGGUGGGCAAGAGUGGGGUGGGCAAAACUAGCACCAUUGUCCAUCUGUCCGGUCAUGGAUUGACAUCUGUCCACUGUGAGACUGCUGGCAUCCAGACCACAAAGAUGUACUGGCCGGUGAAAAUUGCUCAUUUGAACAAAAAGGUUUUGAUGAACCUGACCUUUUGGGAUGCGGGAGAGAUCACAUUGAAGAAAUUUGACCAUAUUUUGCCUGCUUGCAAGUCAGGUGUGGACGCAGUUAUCUUUGUAUUCUCCUUUGUGGACAAAGGCAGUUGGGAGGAGAUCCCGCACCUUAUGACCCAGCUGACUGACCCAGAUGACCAGCUGGCCAAGAUUGUCAUAGGAACAAAAUUUGACCAGUUCUCCCACAGUGAGGUCAGUCAGAGAGAACUGCGAGACUUUGAGCUACGGUGGAACAUUCCAAUUGUGAAAAUCUGCAACACUCCGACCGCCACAUCUGGCACUGGGCUGUCUGACAUUAUUACAGUGAUGAACAAUAUUUGUGAACUUCUUUGGGAAAGGGAUGUACAAAAGGCAGAGGCUGUGUGAAAUGUUCUGGUAUUGGAACUUUGUACCUUUAUAGAAAUGGCUGCAAUUCUCAUAUAUCACUGUACUGUAAGUCCUUCAGUAAACUUGAGAUGAUGCCUUGCAAGAAAUUCUUCACUAAUGGGAGAAUCCUUUUAAAGUGAGGAAUAGGAAAUCUGCCGCCUUUGAAAA
Messenger RNA from Aplysia californica (California sea hare), 1271 nucleotides. RefSeq names its product ciliogenesis and planar polarity effector 2. Bases 399 to 1103 code for a protein of 234 amino acids. The record is from RefSeq and is a predicted model, not a curated record. Lineage: Eukaryota; Metazoa; Mollusca; Gastropoda; Aplysiida; Aplysiidae. Gene Ontology annotation, molecular function: GTPase activity; GTP binding. The transcript is spliced from 6 exons.